CCCGAGGUUACUUUUGAGAGGCUUUCUUCUGCUCCAACUCCUGCGGCGGCUCAAUACUUCCACAACGAAAGCGGAGAAUGCAGCGACAUUGAGACCCAAAAUUCCAAAUCCGUUCGACAGCCAUCGCAGCCGAAGGCCUUAUUGGCCGAAUCCACACGUCAAACAAUCUCUCCACGGGAAGGAGGCGAUCACCGAGGCCGCUUCAGUGUUUUUGGAGUUCUUAGUCGACGCGAUAGACUUUCAUCGGCUGUCUUGGUGGGCUAAGGUCGGUGACGAUGACGAUGUCGUUCCAGCUGAGCCCAGGCUAAUUGAUACCCACGGCAUGGUAGAUAUAAAGGUUUCCCCCACUACUGUGGUUGAUAUGUAGUAUUCAACUUGUAUAUUCUCACCCAGUAAGUCUAUCGACAGGAACCACCUUUUUCUCCAAGACUCUACACGAAUUCUUGUUAUCCUACUCCAAACAAUCCGCCCACCAUGCCUACAGGAAGCUGUUUCUGCGGAAACCUCAAGAUUGAGUACUCAGGCGAGCCCGCCAUGACGGUGCUCUGCCACUGCGCCGACUGCCGCCACAUCUCUGGCGGUCUGUACAGCUACAAUGUCGUCGUGCCCAGCAGCGAGUUUAAGGUCACCAGCGGCACGCCAAAGGAGAUCUCCAAGACUGCCGACAGUGGGAAGUCCAUUACCAGUAACUUUUGUCCUGAAUGUGGAACCACCCUAUUCAGGUAUGGAGACUCGUUCGGCGGCAAAGACGGGAUGAGAAUCAUCAAGGCGGGAGUUCUGGAUGAUGUGAGUGUCGUGAACUCGGCCAAACCUACCGGCGAGCUGUAUUCCAACGAGCGCAUCCAGUGGGUUGAACCAGUGCAAGGCGCGGACCAGACUAAGGGUAUGGGCUCUUAGUCCAGCCCAAAGAAGUAGAAAUGUAUGCCUACUAGACAGCCAGUCUACUAGACAUCUCAAA
Molecule: messenger RNA, 958 nt
Organism: Exophiala viscosa
Lineage: Eukaryota; Fungi; Ascomycota; Eurotiomycetes; Chaetothyriales; Herpotrichiellaceae
Product: Mss4-like protein
Exons: 3
Coding region: 475-897 (140 amino acids)
Molecular function (GO): carbon-sulfur lyase activity
Source: RefSeq, a predicted model, not a curated record